Molecule: messenger RNA, 1107 nt
Organism: Penicillium paradoxum
Lineage: Eukaryota; Fungi; Ascomycota; Eurotiomycetes; Eurotiales; Aspergillaceae
Product: diacylglycerol/polyprenol kinase family protein
Exons: 1
Coding region: 1-1107 (368 amino acids)
Biological process (GO): phosphatidic acid biosynthetic process
Cellular component (GO): endoplasmic reticulum membrane
Molecular function (GO): ATP-dependent diacylglycerol kinase activity
Source: RefSeq, a predicted model, not a curated record
AUGUCUUCCCCAAAUGCGGCACCAGCGACACCUCGCGUGAUAUCACCGACCCCUUCUGUAUCGGAUCCAUCAGAAACACGUGAUGGAUAUUAUGCGCCAGUAACACGGUCUGCAGCACGUCGCCAGCGUCAGCCGGAAGCCUCAGGAGAAAGCUCGAGUUCAGCGCGAACAUCAAGAUCCCCCACAUCACCCUCGGCGCGCAACCGCCGAUCAAACCCCAAGAUACCCGCCUCGCCGCCGCACUCGGCAAACGGCACUGCCUCAAAAGAUUAUCUGUCCCCAUCAAGCAUCCCAGAUGCCCUACGCGACUUGUCACGGUCACCAUCUCCACUCGGGCUGAUUCCCCUCCACUCUCGCUACCGCAGCUUCAUCCACCGCCAUGAAAUCCCGCGCAAGCUCUUGCAUGUGUCAAUUGGGUUCUUGACUUUGUCGCUAUACACCAAGGGUGUGCAAAGCCUACAAAUUACUCCAGUACUAUUCACUGCCUUGGUGCCUAUUGCGGCAACGGACUUGAUUCGCCACCGGUCCGAGAAGUUCAAUAAGUUCUACAUUCGAUGCAUGGGCGCCCUCAUGCGCGAAACUGAGGUCACCGGCUACAAUGGCGUCAUCUGGUACCUCCUCGGAGCGUAUGUUGUCCUCCGAUUCUUCCCCAAGGAUGUCGGUGUUAUGGGCGUGCUACUCCUUAGCUGGUGUGACACCGCCGCCUCAACAUUCGGUCGUUUGUGGGGCCGCUACACCCCCCGUCUGCGGCCCGGCAAGAGCUUGGCUGGUACCCUGGCCGCUUGGUUCGUGGGUGUUGCUACCGCCGCUGCAUUCUGGGGCUGGUUUGUGCCUUACAUCGGUACUUUCCCCAAUGACCCGGAAGACGCCUUUAUGUUCACAGGGCGCUUGAAUCUGCUCCCGAAUUGUGUUCGCGGUCUUCUGGGCUGGGAGCCUAGUGACUCUGCCGUCAUCACUGGUCCUUUGGCUCUGGGCGUCAUGAGCGUCGUCUCUGGCAUUGUCGCCGCUGGCAGCGAGUUCAUCGAUAUCUGGGGCUGGGAUGACAACCUGACCAUCCCCGUCCUGAGUGGAGUUGGCCUCUGGGGAUUCCUCAAGGUCUUUGGGUAG